This is a messenger RNA of Austrofundulus limnaeus, 1071 nucleotides long. Its product is annotated as interferon-induced protein 44. Lineage: Eukaryota; Metazoa; Chordata; Actinopteri; Cyprinodontiformes; Rivulidae. The record is from RefSeq and is a predicted model, not a curated record. Gene Ontology annotation, biological process: immune response. The transcript is spliced from 6 exons. The coding region runs from base 1 to 912 and encodes 303 amino acids.
AUGUUGGUAUCUGUGAAGACAGGACAGACGUCAGGUCACAGCUGGGUCCUGGACGGUCUGAACCAGGAAGUGGUUGACCCCAGAAUAAAACCAACCAAUCAGCUUUCAUCUGUUCUCAGAAACAGACAAAAGGAGCUUCAGUAUGUGCAGGACUACAAACCUGCAAAACCUGACAUCCAGUACCUUCGAGUUCUGCUCUACGGACCUGUUGGAGCAGGAAAGUCCAGUUUCAUUGACUCUGUCGGCAGCAUCAUUCGAGAACGUAUGAGCAUUCCUGCUUUGGUCAGUUCAACCACCUCUGACASAAGCUUCACCAAGAAGUAUGAAACUCAUAAGUUCAUUAAAGGACAUGGAAGCUCCAGGACGUUCUACCCUCUGGUCUUCAAUGACAUCAUGGGUCUGGAGGAUGGGACAAACAGUGGGGUUCUUGCUGAGGACAUCCACCUGGCCUUGAAAGGUCAUAUCAAGGAAGGCUACAAGUUCAACCCAGUCUGCCCAGUUUCUGAAGGUGAUCCAGGCUACAACCCUGAUCCUUCUGCAGAUGACAGAGUUCAUGUUCUUGUCUGUGUGAUUUCUGCCAACUCUCCUCAAAUUAAUUCAUCAGUUCUGCAGAAGAUGAACAGCAUCAGAGAAAAGGCUAGUGACCUGGGAAUWCCCCAGAUGGCCAUUCUGACCAACAGUGAUGGGGCCUGUCCUGAAACAGAGAAAGACCUGAGGAAGGUGUACCGGAGCAAACACCUGAGGAAAAAGAUGAAAGACUUCAGCGCUGCAGUGGGAAUCCCCAUAAACUGUGUGUUUCCUGUGAAGAACUACAGCGAAGAGAUCGAGCUGAAGAACGACAUGGACAUCCUGAUCCUGAGCGCUCUGAGGAGAAUCAUCGACUUUGGAGAUGAUUUCAUUGAAAAAGUUUAAACUGUUUACAGAGAUGCAUGGGCUCUGUGGGGUGGAGGGUUCURUAAGGUAGAAGGGUUCUUCUAUAAGGUGGAGGGGUUCUGUGGUAAUUAAAGUGUAUCUUACCCCCCCUGUGAAAAGAUAACUCCGCCCCAAGGUGAAAUUUGAAAAAUGCAUCAA